UUGUGUUUGUGUUUUUUUCUUCUUCUUCUCUCUGCUUGUGUUUGGUAUUUCAUUAAUUUGAUUCGUUUUAAUUAAAGAAUUAAAUUUGGUUUUUUUUCGUUCUUUUCUCUGUUUGACAUUCACACGUGGAAAUAGUUGUUACCUUUGCUAUUUUAUGAUGGGAGCACCGGUUAAUGUUGAUGGUCCUCUUGGUAAUGUUGAGGUGAAACUUGGUCAACCUCCAUCGGCCAUGAGGUCAACUGGUGGUGGUGGAUGUCCAGUUAAUCAUGGUAAUGGACUAGCGAUUCCAAGUGGAUGUCCAAUGUCUCAGGAUAAUGUAGGAGGUGGUGGUGUUGGUACUGGUGGUGGGGAGAAGAUGAAUCCUGAUAAUAUGAUGCCUAUGAAUGCUAGUCAAGAACCUUCACCAGGACAACCAUUUCCGUUAUCGGUUGAACGAGAGGUUUCAACUAUACCCAAAGCUGGAGCGGAUGAGAAGUGGGUCUAUCCAUCGGAGCAAAUGUUCUGGAAUGCAAUGAUACGAAAAGGUUGGAAAUGGCAAAGUGAACAUGAGAAAGAACCACUUCAAAAAAAUGAUAUGAGUCACAUAAUUAGGAUCCACAAUGCUAAUAAUGAAGCUGCUUGGCAGGAGAUUUUGAAGUGGGAAAAUGCUUUCCAUUCUGGUGAAUGUCCGACUGGUCCGAAAUUGAAACGAUUUUCUGGUCGAGCAACUGAUUAUACACCAAGAGCCAGAAUAAGAUCUUGGAUGGGAUAUGAGUUACCUUUUGAUCGUCAUGAUUGGGUUGUUGAUCGGUGUGGUAAAGAUGUUCGUUACAUUAUCGACUAUUAUGAUGGUGGUCCAAUUGUUCCCGAACAAUUAAAGAUUAAUCCCGCUUUUGCCGUUCUCGAUGUUAGACCAGCACUUGAUUCUGUUGGUAAUGCUUGGGAUCGUAUGAAAGUAACAUGGUGGCGAUGGAGAUCAACCUUUCUUAGCAAAGAAUCAAAAGAAAAAGUUUAAAACUAAUCAUUUUGUUUCUUUUUUUUCUGAUCCACAUUAAUUUAAAUUGUAGUUAUCUAAUUAUAAUCAUUUCCUGUAAAAAUUUACAUACAUAUAACACGUAAAUGACAGAUUUAUUCACGACUCUUGAUCAAUUUUACCUUGACAAACAUUGAAAAUUGAAAAAUAACAAAAUUAAACUAAUCUAAAUGUUACAA
This is a messenger RNA of Panonychus citri (citrus red mite), 1191 nucleotides long. RefSeq names its product holocytochrome c-type synthase-like. Bases 155 to 994 code for a protein of 279 amino acids. Gene Ontology annotation, cellular component: mitochondrion. Gene Ontology annotation, biological process: cytochrome c-heme linkage. Gene Ontology annotation, molecular function: holocytochrome-c synthase activity. The record is from RefSeq and is a predicted model, not a curated record. The transcript is spliced from 2 exons. Lineage: Eukaryota; Metazoa; Arthropoda; Arachnida; Trombidiformes; Tetranychidae.